UCAAACGGAAGCCGCGGCUCAGCUCCCAGGAUGGUGCCGCUCAAACUACACGUGCUUUUCUGCCUCCUCUGCUGCCUCCCACGGGUACAUCCUUUGUACUGGCAAGACCCUUCUUUUUUCGACUUCAGGCCAUCAGUAAUGUUUCAUAAGCUCCAAUCGGUGAUGUCUGCUGUCAGCACUGGCCAUUGUAAAAUCCCCAAAGGAAAUGGAUCUUACCCUGUCGGCUGUACAGACAUGAUGUUCGGUUAUGGGAAUGAGAGCACCUUCUUGCGUUUGUACUACCCAGCUCAAGAUCAAGGUCCUCAUGACACUGUUUGGGUCCCAAACAUAGAAUAUUUUUGGGGUCUUAGUAAAUUUCUCGGAACACCUACUUUUGUAGGCAACAUUUUGCACCUCUUAUAUGGUUCUCUGACAGCUCCUGCAAGCUGGAAUUUUCCUUUGAGGACUGGAGAAAAAUACCCACUCAUUAUCUUUUCUCACGGUCUUGGAGCCUUCAGGACAGUUUAUUCUGCUAUUGGCGCUGCUUUGGCAUCCUAUGGGUUUAUAGUGGCCACUGUGGAGCAUAGAGACGAAUCUGCAUCUGCAACUUACUAUUUUGAAGACCAGGCGGCUGCGAAAAUGGAAAACAGGUCUUGGUUGUACCUGAAAAAGAUAAGACAAGAAGAGUCGGAAAGAGUUCGGAAAGAGCAGGUUCGGCAGAGAGCAAAAGAAUGUUCCAAGGCUCUCAGUGCAAUUCUUGACAUUGAACAUGGAAACCCAAAAGAGAAUGUACUAGGUUUACCUUUUGAUAUGAAACAGCUGAAGGAUUCUAUCGAUGAGACUAAAAUAGCUAUGAUGGGGCAUUCUUUUGGAGGAGCAACAGUUUUUCAAGCCCUAAGUGAAGACCAGAGAUUCAGAUGUGGGAUUGCUCUUGAUCCGUGGAUGUUUCCGGUGAGUGAGGAGCUGUACUCCAGAGUUCCUCAGCCUCUCUUCUUUAUCAACUCUGCCGAAUUCCAGACUCCAAAGGACAUUGCAAAAAUGAAAAACUUCUACCAGCCUGACAAGGAAAGGAAAAUGAUUACGAUCAAGGGCUCAGUGCACCAGAAUUUUGCUGACGGGACUUUUGUAACUGGCAAAAUAAUUGGAAACAAGCUGUCACUGAAAGGAGACAUAGACUCCAGAGUCGCCAUAGACCUCACCAACAAGGCUUCCUUGGCUUUCUUACAAAAACAUUUAGGACUUCAUAAAGACUUUGAUCAGUGGGACUGUCUGGUGGAGGGAGAGAAUGAGAACCUCAUCCCGGGGUCACCCUUUGAUGUAGUCACCCAGUCCCCGGCUCUGCAGAGCUCUCCCAGAUCACACAACCAGAAUUAGAAGAGCUUGUUACACAGUUGCCUUUUAAAAUCAGAGUGACGUUGAAAGAAAGAGAGAGAGAGAGAGAGAGAGAGAGAGAGAGAGAGAGAGAGAGAGAAAGAGAGAGAGAGAGAUGUCAUAUUUGGUAAAUGUAUACUGUACUAUAAGAUGGUGAUGAAUGCCUGGCCUAAGAUUCCCCCCUCCCCCCCAAAAAAAAUGUAAGGAAAAUAAAAUAGAGAACA
This is a messenger RNA of Rattus rattus (black rat), 1574 nucleotides long. RefSeq names its product phospholipase A2 group VII (gene Pla2g7). Gene Ontology annotation, molecular function: 1-alkyl-2-acetylglycerophosphocholine esterase activity. The transcript has 11 exons. NCBI's taxonomy places the organism in Eukaryota, Metazoa, Chordata, Mammalia, Rodentia, Muridae. The record is from RefSeq and is a predicted model, not a curated record. Bases 31 to 1353 code for a protein of 440 amino acids.